Catharus ustulatus (Swainson's thrush) is the source of this 6044-nucleotide messenger RNA. It is a transcript of the gene KCNT1, whose product is annotated as potassium sodium-activated channel subfamily T member 1. Gene Ontology annotation, molecular function: intracellular sodium-activated potassium channel activity. Bases 462 to 4124 code for a protein of 1220 amino acids. NCBI's taxonomy places the organism in Eukaryota, Metazoa, Chordata, Aves, Passeriformes, Turdidae. The transcript has 32 exons. Gene Ontology annotation, cellular component: membrane. The record is from RefSeq and is a predicted model, not a curated record. Gene Ontology annotation, biological process: potassium ion transport.
CUGCUCUGUACACAGAGGAAUAAGAUAAAAUUGCUUCCUCCUCCUCACGCUGCUACCAAAAAACAGCGAUGGGGAAAAAAAAAUAAUCCUUCAGCCCCUGCCCUGCCUGUGCUGAUAAGAGCAGUGCAAUCCUUUUCUUGACAGAGCCAGGCAAGGCAUUUUCAUUAUUUAGCAAACAAAGCCCUUUCAGAGAUUUCUGCAUUGUGGACGUUUUCUCGGCGGUUUUGCACCAGAUUUGUUGCAGCAGCAAGGCCGGAGAGUUUGCCUCGACUCCCCUCACUACCAAAAUAAAUGAACAGGGCAGGAUUGUUCCACUGAGCAGCCGUGACUGGGGAGAGAAGAAGAAGGAAGGAGAUGGUACGCGCCGACAGCUCUAAACUGAUUGCGGUGAGGAUUGCUAUGUAUGAGAGAGUUCAGGGGGGAAAGAGGAGGAAGUCACAGAGGCAGCCAAGGCUCGCAGGAUGGCAAGAGCCAAGCUGAAGAAUUCCCCUUCAGAGAGCAAUUCCCAUGUCAAAACUGUCCCACCAGGCACGACAGAAGAUGUCCACGGGGUGAGCCCCUUGUUACCGAAUCGGAGGAUGGGAUCCAUGGGGAGUGAUGUCGGACAAAGGGCUCACGCCGAGGAUUUCAGCGUGGAUUCCUCCUUCUCACAGGUGCAGGUCGAGUUCUACGUGAAUGAGAACACCUUCAAGGAGCGGCUGAAGCUCUUCUUCAUCAAAAACCAGCGAUCGAGCCUGAGGAUCCGGCUCUUCAACUUCUCCCUGAAGCUGCUGACGUGCCUGCUGUACAUCGUCCGUGUCCUGCUGGACAACCCCGAGGAGGGCAUCGGCUGCUGGGAAUGUGAAAAGCAGAAUUACACAGCGUUCAACCAGUCCACGAACAUCAACUGGUCCCACAUCUUCUGGGUGGACAGGAAAACCCCUCUGUGGGCAGUGCAGGUCAGCAUCGCUCUCAUCAGCUUCCUGGAGACCAUGCUGCUCAUCUAUCUCAGCUACAAGGGGAACAUCUGGGAACAGAUUUUUCGCAUUUCCUUCAUCCUGGAGAUGAUCAACACGGUGCCAUUCAUCAUCACGAUAUUCUGGCCUCCUUUGAGGAAUCUCUUCAUUCCUGUGUUUCUGAACUGCUGGCUGGCCAAAUAUGCCCUGGAGAACAUGAUUAACGAUCUGCACAGAGCCAUCCAAAGGACGCAGUCAGCGAUGUUCAACCAGGUGCUCAUCCUGAUCUGCACCCUCCUGUGCCUGGUUUUCACGGGGACCUGUGGCAUCCAGCAUUUAGAAAGAGCAGGUGAGAAGCUCUCCCUCUUCAAGUCCUUCUAUUUCUGCAUCGUCACCUUUUCCACCGUGGGCUACGGAGAUGUGACACCAAAGAUUUGGCCUUCCCAGCUCCUCGUGGUGAUCAUGAUCUGCGUGGCCCUGGUGGUGCUGCCUCUCCAGUUCGAGGAGCUCGUCUACCUGUGGAUGGAGCGGCAGAAGUCGGGAGGGAAUUACAGCCGGCACCGCGCGCAGACCGAGAAGCACGUGGUGCUCUGCGUCAGCUCCCUCAAGAUCGACCUCCUCAUGGACUUCCUCAACGAGUUCUACGCCCACCCACGCCUGCAGGAUUACUACGUGGUGAUCCUGUGCCCAACAGAGAUGGACAUCCAGGUGCGGCGCGUGCUGCAGAUCCCGCUGUGGUCCCAGAGGGUGAUUUACCUGCAGGGCUCUGCGCUCAAGGACCAGGACCUCAUGAGAGCCAAGAUGGACAAUGGCGAAGCUUGCUUCAUUCUCAGCAGCCGGAACGAGGUGGACAGGACAGCAGCGGACCACCAAACCAUCCUGAGGGCCUGGGCUGUCAAGGACUUUGCUCCAAACUGUCCUCUCUACGUUCAGAUCUUAAAGCCAGAAAAUAAAUUCCAUGUCAAGUUUGCUGAUCACGUUGUGUGUGAAGAGGAGUGCAAAUAUGCCAUGCUGGCCCUGAACUGUGUCUGCCCUGCCACCUCCACCCUCAUCACGCUGCUGGUGCACACCUCCCGUGGCCAGGAGGGCCAGGAGUCCCCGGAGCAGUGGCAGCGGAUGUACGGGCGCUGCUCGGGCAAUGAGGUCUAUCACAUCCGCAUGGGGGACAGCAAAUUCUUCAUGGAGUACGAGGGGAAGAGCUUCACCUACGCCGCCUUCCACGCACACAAAAAGUACGGCGUCUGCCUGAUCGGCAUCCGGAGGGAGGAGAACAAAAGCAUCCUGCUGAACCCCGGCCCCAGGCACAUCAUGGCAGCGUCGGACACCUGCUUCUACAUCAACAUCACCAAGGAGGAGAACUCUGCCUUCAUCUUCAAGCAGGAGGAGAAGCAGAAGAAGAAGGGAUUUGCGGGCAGCUAUGACGGCCCCUCCCGCCUGCCCGUGCACAGCAUCAUCGCCAGCAUGGGUACAGUGGCCAUGGACCUGCAGAACACUGAGUGCCGCCCUGCCAACAGCAGCAAGCUGGCCCUGCCGGCCGAGAACGGCUCGGGCACGCGCCGGCCCAGCAUUGCCCCCGUCCUGGAGCUGGCUGACACCUCCUCCCUGCUGCCCUGUGACCUCCUCAGCGACCAGUCCGAGGACGAGAUGACACAGUCGGACGAGGAGGGCUCGGCGGUUGUGGAGUACGUGAAGGGCUACCCCCCAAACUCCCCCUACAUCGGGAGCUCCCCGACCCUGUGCCACCUCCUGCCUGAGAAAGCCCCGUUCUGCUGCCUGAGGCUGGACAAGGGCUGCAAACACAACAGCUUCGAGGAUGCCAAAGCCUAUGGCUUCAAGAACAAGCUGAUCAUCGUUUCUGCAGAGACAGCUGGCAACGGGCUCUACAACUUCAUCGUGCCCCUGCGCGCCUACUACCGCUCCCGCAAGGAGCUCAACCCCAUCGUGCUGCUGCUGGACAACAAGCCUGAGCAUCACUUUCUGGAGGCCAUCUGCUGUUUCCCCAUGGUUUACUACAUGGAGGGCACCAUUGACAACCUGGACAGUUUGCUGCAGUGUGGCAUCAUCUACGCCGACAACUUGGUGGUGGUGGACAAGGAGAGCACCAUGAGUGCUGAGGAGGACUACAUGGCAGAUGCCAAGACCAUUGUCAACGUGCAGACCAUGUUCAGGCUCUUCCCCAGCCUCAGCAUUAUCACGGAGCUGACCCACCCCUCCAACAUGAGAUUCAUGCAGUUCAGAGCCAAGGACAGUUACUCUCUGGCCCUUUCCAAGCUAGAAAAGAGAGAGCGAGAGAAUGGCUCCAACCUGGCCUUCAUGUUCCGGCUGCCCUUCGCAGCAGGGAGGGUUUUCAGCAUCAGCAUGUUGGACACGCUGCUCUACCAGUCGUUCGUGAAGGAUUACAUGAUCACCAUCACUCGGCUGCUGCUGGGCCUCGACACCACGCCGGGCUCCGGGUACCUCUGUGCGAUGAAGAUCACUGAGGAUGACCUGUGGAUCCGGACGUACGGCCGCCUCUUCCAGAAGCUCUGCUCCUCCAGCGCCGAGAUCCCCAUCGGCAUUUACAGGACGGAGUCGCACAUGUUCGCCACCUCCGAGCCCCACGACAUCAGAGCGCAGUCACAGAUCUCAAUCAAUGUUGAGGACUGCGAGGACACCAAGGACGUCAAGGAGCACUGGGGCAUCAAGACGAGCCACCACCGCAACUCGUGUUCCAGCGACCAGUCCGAGCACCCUCUGCUGCGGCGCAAGAGCAUGCAGUGGGCACGGCGGCUCAGCAGGAAGGGCAACAAGCACUCCAGCAAGACGGCCGAGUGGAUCAGCCAGCAGCGCCUCAGCCUCUACCGGCGCUCCGAGCGCCAGGAGCUCUCCGAGCUCGUCAAAAACCGUAUGAAGCACCUGGGCUUGCCCACCACCGGCUACGAGGAUGUAGCAAAUUUAACAGCCAGUGAUGUGAUGAAUCGGGUAAACCUGGGAUAUUUGCAAGAUGAGAUGAACGACCACCAGAACACCCUGUCCUACGUGCUGAUCAACCCUCCCCCGGACACACGGCUGGAGCUCAACGACAUCGUGUACCUGAUCCGCUCCGACCCCCUGGCCCACGUCGCCAACGACGGCCACAGCCGCAAGAGCAGCUGCAGCAACAAGCUGGGCUCGGGCAACCCCGAAACGCGCGACGAGACCCAGCUGUGAGCGGCGGGUGAGCCCCGCGUCCCUGCGGGCCAACCCUGCAUCCCUGCGGGCCCAGGCUCCGUGACACGCGGGGACGGCGAGCGCGCGGUGCCCCGGGGAAAGGCGGUGCCAGCCCGGAGGGAUGCCCGGAGCUCCAGUGCCAGCCCGGAGCCCUGUGCCAGCCCGGAGCCCCGGGUGGGAUGCACCCACAGCCGGUGGCCGUGAGCCCCGGGGAUUUUAACUUUUUUUACCGAUACCGCAACUAGUGAGGAAGCGUUCGCUGGUGCUGGUGGGACGCGGCGGAGCCCGGACGCCGAUGGCCCUGGGGGAGCAGGGCUGGGGCUGGGGCAGCUUGGUGGCACUGAUGGGGCUGCUGAUGAUGUAGAACUGCACCAAGACCCUGCUCCUCCUCCAGGUGUCCCCCAGGGUACCCAAACUUCUGCUCUUUCACCCAACUCGUGCUCUUCGUCCUCUGGUGAUGGAGGGGAUGGAGGUGCCGCUCCUGGCAUCUCACAAACCAAAACCUGCCAAGCCCAGGGGAUGAAAGCCGUGCCAGCUCUGUGCUGGUGCCUCUGAGCCCCUGGGUUUGUGUCCCCCUGUGCUGCUGCUGGGGCUGAGCUGCCUGAGGGAGCUGGGGAUGCUCGUCCUGGGGUGGAUGGGCUGGGCUGGCCAGGCUCUGCUGGUUUGGUGUCUCCCCUCGGCCUUUUCUCCUCCAGCCAGGCCAGUCCGGGCUCCAACCCGUCCGUCUGUCCUGGCUGGAGCUCCUGUCCUUCCCCUGCCUGUGCUCACAGCUCAGUGACACCGUUAAGGCAGCAGGUUCUGCCUGUCCUGUCCCCUCAUCCACCACAGCCCCUGGCAGCUCCAGCCCCCCUGUCCCCCUCUGUCCCCUCUGUCCCCCCCUGUCCCUCCUGUCCCCUCUGUCCCCCCGACCCACAGGGACCUGGCACCACCCCAGAUGUGUUUCUCAUCUGCUGCUGAACAUUCUACAACAUCCAUGUGGAAAGGGUUUAUUUGACUGCCAAGUGAAUAACUGAGUUGUUAACUUUCUAUACUUUUAUGUUCAUCUCUUACAAUUCCAAUGUGAUUUUUUUUUUUUUUAGCAAGGAGCUUGUAAAGCACAACAUGGCCAUGAAAUCCCAUCAGCUUCCUGCACUCGCUGCCAGCUGAAUGGUUUAUUGCCAUUAACAUUCACUGUUUGCUCCCCAGUGUACCCCUAAUCAAUGUUUACAAAGAAAACUAAAAAAGAAAACAAGCCAAAACCUGUUUAAAAUGAGUUUUCAAGAGCUGGGAGAUGCCCCAGCCCGUGGGGAUGUGCUGCCCAUGGCCCUGAGGGAGAGCAGAGAUGCCCAGGGCAGGACCAGUGCCCAGGCUGGUAUCACGUCUAGAGGGUGUUGAGAGGGACCUGCUGUGCCUGGAUGAGGUUUGGGGUCCAUUUUUAUUUUUUUUUUAUUGUUGUUUUUUUCCUGAAGUGCCAGGCAGGAGCCCCUGAGUGGUGACACAUCCCAGGCUUGGUGGGGUACCACAGGUAAAAGCAAUGAGUGCAGCCCUGCCACCCCACUGGGCACAAACAGAACUGGCUUUAAAGGGUUUUGAUGUUAUUUAAAGCUUUUUGGGGUUAUUUUGAUGGAAUUUGAAUGAUUACUUUUGUAUCUGUUUGGUUAAGGCAGGCACAAGUUUUAUUUAUUUGUUGGUAGUAGCUUCACAUGCCAAACCUGUCAUUUUAAAAUGACAAAAAGAAGUUGGAGGUUAAAAAGUGGCUGUGGUUGGAGUACAAAAGGACUCGUGGCUCUGUGUUAACUUGCAGCCUGAGGAUGCUCAGGCCAUGCAGUGUUAAUGUAUUUAAGUGUGUGCAUUUAAUAUGGAUUGUUUUCCAAACCCCACUUUGCUUUCAAGGGAGAGUGGAACAAAGUAUUAUGACUGGUUUAAAAAAAAAAAACAACA